CAUGAGCUAUAUUAUAUUCUACUUUGUUUAUAUAAAGCUUAUAAAAUAUAUAUUAUUUUUCGCGUUGGUGUUUGAAAAAUAUUUUUCAUUUAGAAAAAUGGAAACAAGCAAUAGUGAAAGCAGUGAUAAUAAACCAAUAACACCACCGGAACAAACCGAGGAGUUAAAUUCUGAAGAACAAGACGAAGAAGAGGCUCAAGUUUCUCACAGUUCUGUUCCCGAAUAUUCCAAGGACAAGUACCUCAAAGUCUAUGACAACUUCACAACCUGGCGUAAAAAAAAUAACUACAAUGAUGUUUCUGAAAAAAUAUUAGUAAAGUACUUCGCUGAGCUUAAUAAAACUAAAAAACCUUCAACUCUUUGGAGUCAGUACUCGAUGCUGAAGAGCACCCUGAACCAGAAUAACAAUAUUGACAUAGCCAAGUACAAAAAAUUACACGGGUUUUUAAAAAAACUUGGCACUGGAUUCAGAAACCAAAAAGCUAAAGUACUGACCAAAGCAAAUAUUUCAGAUUUUCUUAAUAAAGCACCAGAUUCAAUAUAUUUAGCAGAAAAGGUUAUUAUGAUCUUUGGUAUUGUCGGCGCUUGCAGAAAACCUGAAUUGUGUAAUUUAACAGUCAGAGAUAUUGUUGACAAUGGAACAAAUCUUGUUGUCACAACCCCAUCGACAAUGGGAAUUCAACGAAUGCGAGAGUUCACUAUCGACGGUGACUUUUACACGAUGGUUAAAAUGUAUUUAGAUUUACGGCCAAAAGAUGUUAAAAUAAAUCGAAUAUUUUUAAAUUACCAGAAAGGAAAGUGUACCCAGCAGCCAAUUGGGAUAAAUAAAAUUGGAGGUGUACCCAGAAAAAUAGCAAGAUUUUUAAAACUACCAGAUGCUGAUAAAUAUACAGGACAUUGCUUCCGUCGUACUUCCACUGAAUUGCUUGCUCAUGAUAGCACCAAUAUACUGAGUAUUGCUGGAGGAUGGAAAGCUAAUAAUAAAAAAGGAAACAAUCCUGUACAAAUUUAUACUAAAAUGGAAGCUAGUACUAUUUUAAAAUCAUGUUUACCUGAAACAACUAAACCAGCAGCUAAUCAAACUCAUAUAUUUAUUAGUCAGCUGCCAUUAAAUCAGGGUCAAUUGAUUGCUCAUCAAGGACAGUUGGUUACUAAUCAGGGACAAUUGGUAACUAAUCAAGGGCAUUUAAUUAUUGAUCCAGGACAAUCGGUGACCAAUCAGGGACAAUUGAUAACUAAUCAGUUUCAAGUUAAUCAAGGACAUUUAAUUUAUGAUCAGGGACAAUCAGUAACUAAUCAAGGACAGUUGGUUACUAAUCAGGGACAAUUGGUUACUAAUCAGGGACAAUUAAUAACUAAUCACGGGCAUAUAAUAAUUGAUCCAGGACAAUCGAUGAUUAAUCAAGGACAGUUGAUAACUAAUCAGUUCCAACUAAAUCAAGGACAAUUAACUACCAACCAAUUGCCAGUAAAUCAAGAACAAUUGAUUACUAGCCAAUUGCCAGUAAAUCAGGAACAAUUGAUUACUCAGCAAGGACAGUUGGUUACUAAUCAGGGGCAAUCAGUAACUCAUCAGUUUCAAAUAAAUACUAACCAAUUACCAGUAAAUCAGGGACAAUUGAUUACUCAGCAAGGACAGUUGGUUACUAAUCAGGGACAAUCACUAACUAAUCAAGGGCAAUUAAAUACUAAUCAAUUGCCAGUAAAUCAGGGACAAUUGAUUACUCAGCAAGGACAGUUGGUUACUAAUCAGGGACAAUCACUAACUAAUCAAAGGCAAUUAAAUACUAAUCAAUUGCCAGUAAAUCAAGAACAAUCUAAGACUAAUCAGUCGUCGGAAAAUCAAGGAAAAUUAAACAAUAAUCAACAAGGAAAUCCAGUUCAGUUAAAUAAUCAGCAAGUAAAUCGUGUAAAAUUGAAUACUAAUCAGCAAGGGGAUCGAGUCCAAUCAAAUAGUCAGCAAGUGAAUCGGGUCCAAUUAGUUAAUAAACAGGGAAAUCAGGUCCAAUUAAUUAAUAACCAAGGAAAUCAGGUUAAAAUAAAAGCUAAACCGGCAAUUAAUAAUGAAGCUCCAACAUCAAAAAAAUUAAAUCUUGACGGGUUUAAAUUUGUGGUCGUGGAAAUAGACAGACGGAUAGAAGUAGUCCAGAAAGGUUGGGUACCUCCUGAAGGUGCUGAGUACGUGAAACCUCAUGCAAUAUUUGAUUCUUAUAAAAGUGCUUCUGACUUUGCUGAAACAGUGAAUGUAAAAAAAACUCAAAGACCAGUUACCGAAGUUACCAAAGCCAAUCCAGAAGUCAUUUCUAUUGACGGUGAUAAUUCUUCAAAACGUUUUGCUAUUAAAGUUAAUAAAAAUAUCCAAGGAAAGGUGUUCGAAAUUAAUAAGAAUAUUCCUAGAAGAAUCGUACCGGGGAAUUUUAAAGCAAAUUAUCAAACAGUUGCUUCAAAAGUUAUCAGGAGUCAAUUCAAACUCCCAAAUUCUGGAUCUGGUAUUGUUUCUGGUGGUGGUUCUGGUUCUAGUUCUAGUUCUAGUUCUAGUUCUAGAUCUACUUUUGUUACUGCUUUGGGAGUGAACAAGAAUCCUAAAAGAAUAAUUGGUACUGUGGUGAAUAGAAAUACUCCAGUGAUAUCAGUAGCUGGAGGUAAUAAAAUAACCAAAACAAAAAGAUUCAUUGGAACUUUGGUCAAUAAAAAAGUAAAUAAUAAUUCUUCAGUGAUUGCACCAGCUGGAGUAAAUAAAGAUGUUUCACAGAAUAGUAAUAAUUCUGUACAACCAAAUUCAGAAAAACAAAAUCUCAAUCCAGGAAACGUGAUCAUCGUCGUUGAAAAAGUCGACAACAGUUCGAAUCUAAUAACAGGGGACGUUAAUCCAACUACGGCACAAAUUGAGACUGACGUCAAGGAUCCAACCCUAACAUCCAAUCCUCCGCCUCCACAAGAAACUACUGACAUUCUUGAGCCGACAAUAAAAGAAGACCCGACAAUCAAAGAGGAAUUUAUAAACGAAGAAUUUAUCGAUGAAAACGAACUCAUGGUAGUUGAUCCUCUAGAAAUAUGAAAACACAAAUCUUAAUAUAUUUUUUUAAAUAAUAAUAAUAAUUAUUUAUAACUAAUUUUAUUUUAAUUAUAAACGAGUCUUAAUAAUUUUUUGUAAACACGUUAAGUAUUUUAAUUUAAAAAAAUGGCGCUAUUUUUAAAACUAGAUGGCGUCAUGUUGUAAAUAUUGUAACUAAUUAAGUUAAAUUAAUUAAUUAGUUGGUUAAUAAUAAAAUAAAUAAUUUAUACGUUAUGAAAAUAUACAUAUUUUAUCUUUUUAUUUUAAAAUACUUUUGGCAUCAAUAUUAUAAUUUUUAAAUAGAGGAGAAAAAUUUCAUCAUGUGACGUGUCAAGAAAAAAUAGUGGGGGCUAUAAUAUAUUGUAUUAUAUGUAUAUAUAUUUAAAGGUAUUCCAAAGGCGACAGUCGAGAUUAGAGACAUGCGAUAGUUGUUAAUAUUUUUUUGUUAUUUAUUGUUUAUUUGUGUGAUUGAAGUUUUUUUUUUUUUUGGAAGAUUAAACGCAAUAAAAAAAAAUGGCUCUUAUUAGAAAUUUAGGCCGUUUGAUUACGACCGUAU
This is a messenger RNA of Microplitis mediator, 3611 nucleotides long. RefSeq names its product transcription factor mef2A-like. Gene Ontology annotation, molecular function: DNA binding. The record is from RefSeq and is a predicted model, not a curated record. Lineage: Eukaryota; Metazoa; Arthropoda; Insecta; Hymenoptera; Braconidae. The coding region runs from base 2 to 3058 and encodes 1018 amino acids. The transcript has 6 exons. Gene Ontology annotation, biological process: DNA integration; DNA recombination.